Chelonus insularis is the source of this 1535-nucleotide messenger RNA. It is a transcript of the gene tll, whose product is annotated as nuclear receptor subfamily 2 group E member tailless. The transcript is spliced from 4 exons. Bases 249 to 1457 code for a protein of 402 amino acids. Gene Ontology annotation, molecular function: zinc ion binding; RNA polymerase II cis-regulatory region sequence-specific DNA binding; nuclear receptor activity. The record is from RefSeq and is a predicted model, not a curated record. Gene Ontology annotation, biological process: positive regulation of transcription by RNA polymerase II; cell differentiation; anatomical structure development. NCBI's taxonomy places the organism in Eukaryota, Metazoa, Arthropoda, Insecta, Hymenoptera, Braconidae.
UUCAUUGAAGAGUUAGCGACGGAAUAGGUUGUGCUUACACACUUGACAGUGUCAACGUUUCGCAGAAGGAACAAAUUAACAAGAGUUGUGCUUACAAUUAACACGUGCCAGGAGCUUAAAUAAUUUAAUAUUUCAAUUGUUUAUUCCUAUUUUCGUGAUGUGUAAUCAUUGAUAAAAAAGUGCUUAUAUCUCGGUGUUAUUUUUUAAGUGAAGUUUGUGCACAUUGAACUAUAUGUAUUAUAAAAGAUAUGAACUCAAUCGCAACUCCAGAGACAACAAUUAGCCAUAUGCCAGUUUCACAGCCAAAAAUGCAGCCCUCUUCAAGUCGCAUUUUGUAUGACAUACCUUGCAAAGUCUGCAGAGAUCAUUCUUCAGGAAAGCAUUAUGGUAUAUUCGCCUGUGAUGGAUGCGCAGGAUUCUUCAAAAGAUCAAUCAGGCGAAAUCGACAGUAUGUUUGCAAAGCUAAGUCUGAAGGUGGUUGUAUGGUUGAUAAAACUCAUCGGAAUCAGUGCAGAGCUUGUCGACUAGCUAAAUGUAUUCGGGCUGGCAUGAACAAAGAUGCUGUACAGCAUGAAAGAGGUCCAAGAAAUUCAACACUUCGAAGACAAAUGGCUUUGUAUUUUAAAGAGCCCGAAAUCAUGAGCAAUAUUGUAUCGUCACCAAGUGCUGCCUUGGACUUGGCUUUACCAAAACCGCCAUCGGAAACUAGAGUAUCUAUUGCAGCUCCUGCGCCUCAUCAUGCCAUACCUCAUCCAAUUUACUGCAACAGCAUGACAAUGGCCAAGGUUCCUCUGACACUAGCAGGAUUGCCGACAAUUCCCAUUCUGCCGACAAUCAACAUUGAGUCAAUGUGUGAACAGGCGGCACGACUACUCUUUUUGAAUGUUCGUUGGGCGCGAGAUUUGGCAGCCGGCACGGGUCUUGCUAUGGAGGAUCAACUGACGUUGCUGGAGGCCUCCUGGCGAGAACUCUUCCUUCUCGCGGCUGCUCAGAUGUUGCCGACACUUGAUCCUUCACCACUAUUACCGCCUGGACCACAAAGUUUACCGUUAGCUGUGGAGGUCACCAGAUUUCGGGAGACACUUACAGGUUUCCAUUCUAUGAACUUGGAUCCACAUGAGUUUGCUUGUAUACGUGCAAUCGUCCUCUUCAAGGCUGGAUUAGACAGUGAAGGUGUGCCUAGCAGUCGAAGUAGUAAUGGCUCAACAUCACCAAGCACCGGAAGUCGGCUCAGAGAUCCUGCUUCUGUUGCAAGACUUCGAGAUGGCGCCCAACUGGCACUUGGUCAAAGACUCAGCGGUGCAUCAUUUGGCGCUUUAAGAUUUGGUAAGCUUUUGUUACUUUUACCAACUCUGCGAUCCGUUUCAACACAUGCCAUUGAAGAAUUGUUCUUCAGAAGGACUAUUGGAAUCAUUCCUAUUGAAAGAAUCAUAUGUGAUAUGUAUAAAUCAGCUUAAGAUCAUUGUACAGAAAUGAAACUUUUGUUUUCUUACAUGAAACUUUAUUUGGCGAUUUGAUUAAUCGCAUGCUCUAUA